CUUUGGGGGUGGCUUUCUUUUACUCUUUCGACGACCCAUUUUUACAAAUAGUGAAACACAGUUUCCACGACUCAAUACUGAUCGGAUACUGAUCACACAUUCGAAAUCCAAGUAGCAAGUCUACCAUCUGAGUCGUCCCUUGGUUCACUGACUUUCGCGUUAAAAAUCGUCGUACACGGUGCAGAGAUGAUGGUUAUUUAAAAAUGGCGGACGCAUCGUCUUCCGACACUACCUCAGAUUGCUCCAGUGAAUAUUUUUCGGAUAUUUCCUCGGAGAAGUCCACAGAAUACGUUGUCGACAGCCAGAGAAUAAGUCUCAUCAACCGUCGUGUCGAAAGAAAUUUUUUGCAGAAACUUCUUAGCCGCGAGACAAGAGGCUCCUUAACCCAACACAACUAUGCCCCAGAAGAAAGACUGUUUACUACAAUACCUUCAUGGCGUCACUUAUCUUUAUUACAAAUUUUCCCCAAAUCUGCUCUCCAAGCAGGGCAUAUUGUUAUGGGGCUCACACAGUGUGGACGAUUUUUACUAUCAUAUACUUACACAAUAGAUGUAGGCACUCCAGGAAGUUAUUUCAAAUAUUUUUUACAUUGGUGGGCUUUCACACCUACCAAAGUAGCGAGAAAAGUAGCUGAAGUUACCCUAUUUGGUAACUAUAGUAUAUCUAAAGAGCUUAGUAUUGUUAUUGCUCAGUGGCCAACUGAAAGAAACAAGUUAGUUAUACAUGGUCUUUGUUCUAGUUUCCAGUCACAAAGUCAGCAAACUGACAAAGCUUAUGUCACUAUAACAACAGUCCCAUCUCUUAGUAAUUGUGCAGAUUGCCAAGUUAUAGCCUCUUCUUAUGAAGAAGAAGAUUUAGCAGCUAGCUGGGAUACUUGCGUUCGUUGCAAUUGUCUGCAACAUGGCCUCACAGUUCAUACAACCUAUGAAGUGAUCUCACCUUAUCCGAAAUUUCGUGCUGUUGUGUGCCUGAAUUAUGCUAACCACAUUGUAGUUAAUUCAGGAAACUUUUUACACGUUCUGAGGGUUGAUUUGGAAAACAUUAAACUAAAAAAUCAGAGAUCAAUAGAGAGACAAGAUUCGUCGGCAAUUGGCAUAGAACAAUUAGAUAUUAGCGUUCACGAAGUGGGAACCUCAAAAGCAGAGAACUAUGAUAGUUUAGAUGACAAAGGUUUAACUCCAGAAAGUAUGUCCGUCGUAUCGCCAAAGUGCGAAACCGCACUGACAGAAUACGAUUUUAAUGACGAGAGCCAGUGCAAAGUCGAUAACGAUAGUAUUCAAAAUACCUCGUGCAGCAGCAAUCAAAGCUACAGCGUCUGUGAUAACAUAAAAUCUAGUAAUUAUGAGAAAUCAUGUCACUGCAUAGAAUUACAGUGCCAGUGUAAUAAUCAUCAUCAGUCCGAACCACAAGCAAUAUCCGUUAGGGACAAAAUAUUGCAAGACUUCUGCGAAGACAUGUCUCAGGAAUUGAGUAUAAGUAGUGAUAUCAUAGCAUUAGUUAAGCAUCCACCAUGUUCUCCGAGGUCAACACCUCAGAGAAUACCAUUGGAUUUGAAACCUUUCACGUGGUCGUCACCCGUUCUCACGCCACCUUCUGAUAUUCUCAAGACCCGGAAUUCCGAUUCUAGUCACAGAAAUUCACCGCAACCUGGUGCGUCCCAAGGUAACGUUGCACCUGGUUCGCCACGUUUGAUGUCGCCACCAAUAACUAGGUCCUUCAGACAUUCGACCAGUCGAAAACGUGCCAACAUUAUCUCACCGCAGCCAAGAACACGAGCCAGCCACAAAGUAAGCUUGGAAGCGGAAAAAGCUUACGAGUUUACGGACGAUGCUCAAGAAACGUGUGAAAAGUUGAGCUCAUUUCGUAAACGACGACUUGCCGAUAAAAAGUAUGAGUUUUGCGACGAAACUGAAGAUGCUGAAAACAUUGUACCCUUUAAACACAUUCGCGAUCAAUCGAAAUUACGUGGAUGCACGAUUUAUCAGAUUUCUCCGGUUGCCUCACCACUGCCUAAUGGACGUAGACAUCGGCUUGAUUCGGAACACAGCGAAAGCGAUGAAUUGAAUGGACAGGAUCACGUACAUAGUGAUAUUUCAAUACUUGAAAUGACUGAAAAAAAUGUACUAAGGCCACUAAAUCAGAAUCAGCUGCCUAAUCUUUGCCGAGAACGAACAAACAAACCAUGCGUAAAUAACGUUACACCGGUGGUUCCUAAAGCCAAUUUGCAGUAUCCUAUUAUUAAGUGCACAUCACACUUCAAGCGGAGUUAUAUAGAUUUAGAUGAUGAAAGAACUUCUGUUAUUACUGACGUUGAAGAUGAAGAAACUGGUUGUUACGCAAGUUAUCAAUGCGUGCUACCUAUGCAGGUUCAUGGUGCAGAUUACGCACAGAUGGGGAUGAUAAGUAAUGCCAAAGCUGAAAAAUUGAAUAUACCUUUCGUCGCCAUUCAUCAAAUGAGUUUUGACAUUGAAACUUUUUCUCACCACAUCGCUGAUUGGCAGUGCAAAUUAUUCAAAAAGAAAUAUUGGCACUGUAGCGAUUACGACAUAGAAAUCAUUGAUAUAUGUGCACUUAGCGGCGAUGUAACACUGUUACUCAUCAUGAAAAUUCAAACCAGUGAACAAUCCAGUCAAGGGUUGAGCAUUAACGAUAGAAAACAGUAUGUAGCCGGCUGUAAAUUCACAUGGAAUGUUGAUACCAAUCUAUACCAUAUCAUGGCCAUAUUGAAAAUGAAAGAAGUUAAACCCGAUCCAAUACGUAUGGAAAAAUCGUCGAUUGAAUGCUCAACUGUUUCAUGGAAUCCAACGAAACUCAUUGCAUCACAAAUGAGAGAAAAAAUCCAACAACCUUACGCUCGACGGAUUCGUUACCUAAGCAACGAAUUAACUUUAUCGGAUGAGUCCAUAACGCGACUGAAGGACUUUGAUAAUCUCAUCGAAAUUUACAUAACGCCGCUGCCUAAUUGUUCUUAAGUAACCGAUGCAGUAGAUUUAAUAAAUUAUUAAUUUAACAUAAGUUUAUAUAAUUUUUAGUAAUUUUUGUUGUAAAAGUUUUUUUGUAAGCGUGAUUUGUACAUUUUAUCUUUUUAUUUCAUUAAAAAGUCGAUUUCUCAGAUCAUAUGCGAUUAUGUUUAGAUAUAAAAAUGUGAAUGAAAAAAUGUCUUUUUUCAUCUUUUUUUAGCUUAAUUUACGUAAUCAACAGUGUCUUAUAAUACAUGAUAGCUAUAUCAGGCAAGUACCACUUGUAAUUGGGUUUUUAAUCUUAUCGCGGAUUGUCUUAUAAUUUUAUGGUACAAUAACUAUACCAAAAGAACUGAAAUAUUUUGGUCCCAACAAAAUAAAGUAUGUACGUAUGUGUGAUACAAUAAUUGCCUUUGGCAUCUAAAAUUCAGUCU
Molecule: messenger RNA, 3394 nt
Organism: Phymastichus coffea
Lineage: Eukaryota; Metazoa; Arthropoda; Insecta; Hymenoptera; Eulophidae
Exons: 12
Coding region: 204-2972 (922 amino acids)
Biological process (GO): protein ubiquitination
Cellular component (GO): Cul4-RING E3 ubiquitin ligase complex
Source: RefSeq, a predicted model, not a curated record